AUGUACAAGGCACUUCUUCUUGCGGCAGCUGUGCCUGCACUUACCAUACCAACCCCGACUCAGCUCGAUACACGACAAGCAGCACCUUUCCAGCAGGAGAUGUCAGCAUGGGAUGCUGGCGCAGUCUCGGCCUACCCAAUCCAUUCCUCAUGUAAUGCCACCCAACGAGCUCAAAUUGCAGCUGGUUUGAACGAGACUAUCCUGCUUGCCGACCACGCAAAGCAGCACGUCCUUCGUUGGGGUAACAGCUCGGAGCUCUACCAGAAGUACUUCGGGGAGUUGCCUCCAUAUGAAGUCAUAGGAGCCCUGGACAUCAUUGUCAACGGAGACAAAAGUGGCGUAUUGUUCAGAUGCGAUAACCCUGACGGCAAUUGUCAACAAGCUGGUUGGGCCGGCCAUUGGCGAGGCUCGAAUGCCACCAGCGAGACUGUGAUCUGUGACCUAAGCUACCAACGUCGAAGAUGGCUGAGCUCAAUGUGUGGAUUGGGAUACACUGUUGCGGACAGCCCGACAAACACCUUCUGGGCUUCUGACCUCAUGCAUCGGUUGUAUCACAUACCUGCUGUUGGCGGCGGCUAUAUUGAACAUUGGAUUGAAACAUACGAGGACGCACUUACCUUUGCGACCAACGGCAGUACCACCAAUACCCAUGACAGUGAUGUGUUGCAGUAUUUUGCGCUUGACGCGUAUGCAUACGACAUCGCGGUGCCAGGUAGAGGAUGCACAGGUUCUGAAUCAGCUGCACCAGCUCAGGCACAGUCGAGCACGAGCGCAACUCCAAGCGCAAGUGCUGCAUCGUCAGCAUCAUCCGUACCGGCGGUCCCAGCUGCCACAAGUGCAUCACCAUCUGCUUCGCAGGUAGCGUCUCAGACAUCCAGCGCACCAGCUGAACAUGAGGCUCAUGAGGUAUAG
Lithohypha guttulata is the source of this 912-nucleotide messenger RNA. RefSeq names its product Prenylated Rab acceptor protein 1 (gene PRA1). Gene Ontology annotation, cellular component: cell surface; extracellular region; fungal-type cell wall. NCBI's taxonomy places the organism in Eukaryota, Fungi, Ascomycota, Eurotiomycetes, Chaetothyriales, Trichomeriaceae. Bases 1 to 912 code for a protein of 303 amino acids. The record is from RefSeq and is a predicted model, not a curated record. The transcript has 3 exons. Gene Ontology annotation, molecular function: zinc ion binding; metallopeptidase activity; integrin binding.